Messenger RNA from Magallana angulata, 953 nucleotides. RefSeq lists its product as uncharacterized. Lineage: Eukaryota; Metazoa; Mollusca; Bivalvia; Ostreida; Ostreidae. The transcript has 6 exons. The coding region runs from base 44 to 778 and encodes 244 amino acids. The record is from RefSeq and is a predicted model, not a curated record.
UGAUAAGAAUAAAAACUAUCCUAACAAAUAUAAAUUUGCAAAUAUGGAGACUGUGUUUACGGUACUCCAAAUAAGUUUCUUAUUUUUAUUUAUCGAUGCCUCCUAUUCGGAUUUAUGCAAAAGUACAGAAGGGGAGCUCGAGUGCUGUCCAGAAUAUUCAUGGAAUAGAAUAGAGGAAAGAUGCAAAAAAUGUGAUGCUGGUAAAUUUGGACCUCGUUGUGAAAAAGACUGCCCGUACCCUUAUUAUGGAAAUCUUUGCGUGUUCAGAUGUGACUGCAAUGAGAAUCUUUGCAUUCCUACUGACGGUUGCUCAGACAAGACAAAUACUUCAACAACCUCUUCACAGAAGCCCCGAAUGCUAAGCCUAUCAUCAUCCAAUGCAGAGAGAAAAAAUCCUUUCAACAUGAAACCUAUAGACAGGCCUACGUCACACUACUGUUUGACAAAACUACCCAAAGUCCAAGCUCUUGUUAAAAUGGUUCUAAAUAUCUACAUGUAUUUCAUUUUCAAAACAGUCAGUCACAUAAAAAAAUUGUAUUUCCUUUUAGUUACAGGUCUUUAUGCUAUUACAAAAGAAACAUCGACUCCAAACGUCUCCUAUAACGAUGAUCACACAUAUACUGACGAGGAAACCCAGCAUCAUGAAGAGUAUCUGCGUUCUCAGUACAUACAGUUUGUGACAGUCAGUCUUGCUGUCCUGGUAGUCGUAAUGUGUAUCAUAUACGUAGGAACAAAGUCAAUCGUGAGACGACGUCUAUCAACUGAUACCACUUGUUGAACCAUGUCAUGAAAUCAUUUAUACUGAAAAUUUUACACUGUAAUUCUUGAUAGGCAAUUCCCCCUUGUAGUCAUCUUAACCCUGUCUAUGCUUUUAAAAUUUCCAUCUGUACAUUUGUAGCCAAUUGAAGGGUAGUAGAUAAGUUUGAGUAAUAUAACCUUAACUUUAUUAUCUU